Messenger RNA from Condylura cristata (star-nosed mole), 1161 nucleotides. Its product is annotated as pepsin A. Gene Ontology annotation, molecular function: aspartic-type endopeptidase activity. The coding region runs from base 1 to 1161 and encodes 386 amino acids. Gene Ontology annotation, biological process: proteolysis. The record is from RefSeq and is a predicted model, not a curated record. The transcript has 9 exons. Lineage: Eukaryota; Metazoa; Chordata; Mammalia; Eulipotyphla; Talpidae.
AUGAAGUGGCUGCUGCUGCUGGGCCUGGUGGCCCUCUCUGAGUGCCUGUACAAGGUUCCUCUGGUCAGGAAGAAGUCCUUGAGGCAGAACCUGAUGGAGAAUGGCCUGCUGGACAACUUCCUGAAGACUCACAGCAUCAACCCGGCCAGCAAGUACUUCCCCUCACUGGCUGCCUCCCUGGACGCUACCCAGCCCCUGGUCAACUUCAUGGACACCGAGUACUUCGGCACCAUCACCAUCGGAACCCCCGCCCAGGACUUCACCGUCAUCUUUGACACCGGCUCCUCCAACCUGUGGGUGCCCUCCAUCUACUGCUCCAGCCCUGCCUGCACCAACCACAACCGCUUCAACCCCAAGAAGUCCUCCACCUACCAGCCCACCAGCCAGACCCUGUCCGUCGCCUACGGCACCGGCAGCAUGACCGGCAUCCUCGGAUACGACACCGUCCACGUCGCCGGCAUAGCUGACACCAACCAGAUCUUCGGCCUGAGCCAGACCGAGCCCGGCUCCUUCCUGUACUACGCCCCCUUCGACGGCAUCCUGGGUCUGGCCUACCCCAGCAUCUCCUCCUCCGGGGCCACCCCCGUCUUUGACAACAUGUGGAAUCAGGGCCUGGUUCCCCAAGACCUGUUCUCUGUGUACCUGAGCCCCAACGACGAGAGCGGCAGCGUGGUGAUUUUCGGCGGCAUUGACUCCUCUUACUACACCGGCACCCUGAACUGGAUCCCUCUGUCCUCCGAGACUUACUGGCAGAUCACCGUGGACAGCAUCACCAUGAACGGACAGAGCAUCGCUUGCAACGGCGGCUGCCAGGCCAUCGUGGACACCGGCACCUCUCUGCUGUCCGGCCCCGUCAACGCCAUCAACAACAUCCAGAGCCUCAUUGGCGCCACCCAGAAUGCAAACGGCCAGAUGAUGGUCAGCUGCUCAUCCAUCAGCAGCCUGCCUGACAUCGUCUUCACCCUCAACGGCAUCCAGUUCCCUGUGCCCGCCAGCGCCUACAUCAUGCAGAGUGGGCAGAGCUGCGCCAGCGGCCUGCAGGGCAUGAACAUUCCCACCGCCUCUGGCGAGCUCUGGAUCCUGGGUGACGUCUUCAUCCGCCAGUACUACGCCGUCUUCGACAGGGCCAACAACCAGGUGGGCCUGGCUCCAGUCGCCUAA